Molecule: messenger RNA, 1535 nt
Organism: Coccomyxa subellipsoidea C-169
Lineage: Eukaryota; Viridiplantae; Chlorophyta; Trebouxiophyceae; Coccomyxaceae
Product: P-loop containing nucleoside triphosphate hydrolase protein
Exons: 8
Coding region: 31-1362 (443 amino acids)
Molecular function (GO): RNA helicase activity; ATP binding; RNA binding
Source: RefSeq, a predicted model, not a curated record
GGGAUUGCCUUGCAGGCGCGCUUGCACGAGAUGGGGAUAAGUGAGCCGACGCAGGUGCAGGACGCUUCCAUCCCCAAGGUGCUCAAGGGCGGCAACGUGGCCAUCCAGUGCUACACGGGCUCCGGCAAGGCAAGCAGCUCCCACUUCUAUCAUCAUACGCUGGCGUACCUCCUGCCAGUGCUGAGCCUGGCACUGCAGAGGGCGGAGCAGGAGUUUGAGGCGCUGUCAUCGCGGAAGAAGGCAGCGCUGGCUGGCAGCCUGCAGGCGGUUGUGGUGGUGCCCAGCCGCGAGCUGGCGAUGCAGAUCGCGCGCGUGGGUCAGGCGCUGCUGCCACCCCAGGCGCGCGGCUGCGUGCAGCAGGCCAUCGGCGGCGCCAACAUCAACCGCCAGAUGGAGGCAAUAAAGCAGAACAAGCCACUGAUGGUGGUGGGCACGCCGGGCAGGCUGGCAGAGCUGAGCCGCUCUGGAGCGCUGCAGACACACCCGGCCGGCAUCCUCGUCCUCGACGAGGUGGACCAGCUGCUGGCGGUGCAGUUCCGGGAGGACAUGACGCGCCUGACUGAGCACGUCGGCCGCAAAUGCCCCGCCGGCCGCCAGACCAUCCUCGUCUCAGCCACCCUCACCCAAAACGCGGUCUUCUCGUCGGUGCAGGCGGCACAGCCGAGCCAGCCGAAGCAGCAGUCCGCAUCUCCAUCUGCGCCGCAGUGGGGCUGGGAUGACCUGAAAUUCAGCGCAGGCGACACCCUCAACCCAGCCACGCGGAGCAGCGCGGGUGGAGUGGGCACGGCAGACGCGAUGCCGCUGAUGCCGCCGAAGCUGGAGCACGGCUGGCUACUGGUGGACCGGCGGCACAGAGUGGACGCCGUUCGCCGCGUGAUCCACGCCCUCAACUCGCACCGCGCCCUCGUCUUCAUGAACUUCCAGCAGCGCCUCAAUGACACCAAGUACAAGCUGGAGGUGCACAAGAUGGCGGUGGGGACACUGAGCGGGGACAUGGGCAAGACCGAGCGCGCCAACAUGCUGCGGAGAUUCGCGCGCGGCGACUUUCGGGCAUUGAUUGUGAGCGACGUGGCUGCGCGUGGACUGGACCUGCCGGACUGCGAUGCCGUCAUCAACCUGGAGCUGCCCAGCGAUGCUGCCCACUACGCCCACCGCGCCGGCCGCACCGGCCGCGCCGGCAGGGAUGGUGUCGUGGUGUCUUUGGCGGAGCCUUCGGAGACAUUUGUGAUGAAGAAGCUGGCGCGGAGGCUGGGAGUGCCCAUCCCCGAGUUGAGGAUACAGGGAGGAGUCAUUGAACCCAUCCCCAGUGACCCAUCUGCAGCCGCUGCAAUCGCAGGAUCUGGAGCGGCAGUGGAGGAGUGAAAAGUUGUAGUGUGCUUUUGUACAGUCAUUUAAUGUUACAUGACUGGCUCAUAUUGAUGCUUGCUUUUAAAAGUGACACGACGUGACGCAUCUUGGCAUUCACAAGCGCCAUCACAUUAGUGACCGACCGGGAACUAGGCAGCUGUAGGAUUUUGUCUGUAAUGGGGCAAAGC